Molecule: messenger RNA, 1362 nt
Organism: Malassezia vespertilionis
Lineage: Eukaryota; Fungi; Basidiomycota; Malasseziomycetes; Malasseziales; Malasseziaceae
Gene: TYR1
Product: prephenate dehydrogenase (NADP(+))
Exons: 1
Coding region: 1-1362 (453 amino acids)
Biological process (GO): L-tyrosine biosynthetic process
Molecular function (GO): prephenate dehydrogenase (NAD+) activity; NAD+ binding; prephenate dehydrogenase (NADP+) activity
Source: RefSeq, a predicted model, not a curated record
AUGGAGAAGGACGAUCUGGAGAUUGGCAUCAUCGGUAUGGGCGAUAUGGGGCGCAUGUACGCCCACAAGUUGGCUGCUGCAGGGUGGAAGCAUGUGAAUGUAUGCGAUCGGCCCGAAGAAUAUGAGCGUUUGCGCGAGGACCUGCAGGGCACGGGCCUGAACGUACUCCGUGAUGGGCACCAAGUCGCGCGGCGGAGCGAUUUUACCAUGUACUCCGUCGAGUCCGGCCACAUUGACAAGGUUGUCGCGCAGUACGGCGCGUCGCACAAACUGGGGUCGAUUGUCGGCGGACAGACCUCUGUAAAAGCACCGGAGCGUGCCGCGUUCGAAGCAUACUUACCGCCCGAUGUGCAUAUCGUCUCCUGUCACUCUCUUCAUGGCCCUCAAAUCGACUCCAACGGCCAGCCGCUUGUUUUGAUCCAGCACCGCGCGGCAGAAGACAUUUUACACGUCGUUGAGCGGAUCUUGGCGUGUCUCGAAUCGCGGUACGUCUACAUGAGCUACGAGGAGCACGAUGUGGUCACCGCGAAUACGCAGGCUGUCACACACGCAGCGUUCCUUACGAUGGGCACCGCUUGGAGCGAGUCAAAAGAGUACCCCUGGGAGACGGGCCGCCAUCCCGGCGGGAUCGAGAUGGUCAAAAUAUAUCUGUGCCUUCGCAUCUACGGCGCAAAAUCACACGUUUAUGCUGGGCUUGCGCUCUUGAACCCUGCCGCACGCAUCCAAGUGACGCAGUACGCAGCCAGUUCAUCAGACCUGUUCAAGCUCAUGCUCACGAGCCAGUACGAUGCACUCGUUGAGCGUGUUUUUGCCGCGCGCCGCAGUGUAUUUGGCUGGGCCGACGACGAGGUGGGCGGCGCAGACGGAACGGGACGACCUAUGCUCAUGACGGACGAGAUGCUCGACGAGUUCUACGUGAUUGCUCAGCGUGUCACGCGCGGCGAGCAGGCCGGCAAAGAGGCCGCCGAGGCCGUCAAGACGCUCCAUGCACCGCCGAACUCCCACCUUUCGCUUCUGGCGAUUGCCGACUGCUGGCACGUACUCGGCGUUGAUCCGUACCGCCACUUGGAACUUGCCGCGACGCCCGUGUUUCGCAUGUGGAUCGGCGUGACGCAGUACAUGUUUCAGUCGCCGCAGCGGCUCCUGGACGCCUGCCGCGCGGCGAUCAAGGAUACCCGUUUCCGCACCGAUGAUCUCGAGUUUGUCAUUGCUGCGCGCGGCUGGGCACAAGCCGUGCAGUUUGGCGACUUUGACGCGUACAAGCGGCGUUUUGAGCAACCGCACGCCUUCUUUAAGCCGCGGCUUGCCGAGGCGCACAAGGUCGGCGCGGAAAUGCUCAAAGAACUCUCCCAUACACGCUAG